UCUCUCUCUCUUCUCAGCCUUUAAUCGCUUUGGACGUUGACUCCAUUGCCUCGAUAAGAUCAUUUAGACCAGAAGUCUGAGCAAGAAUCGGAAGGUGAACAUCAACUACAAGAUCAUGUCGUCGGAGAAGAGGGAGGAGAGGAUAAUGCAUAUAGAUCUCUCCUUGGAGCCAGCAGAAGAUGAGGAAAGAACACUAGAAGUAGGUCGUGAAGAUGGUGAUCAACAACAAGUAGGAAAGGAGGAAGAGGAAGGUGAAGACAAGCAGGAAAGUAGCAAUCAUGAGGAGGACCAGGAGGAGGAGAAAGAUCAAAGUCAUGAGAAGCCCAUGAAGGAUGAGUUGUGCAUGUUGCAAGCUGAGAUGAACCGAAUGAAGGAAGAGAACAAGCUGUUAAGAAAUGUCAUCGAUCGCACCUGGAAAGACUACCAUGAGUUGCAGAUGCAAUUUGCAGGCAUGCAGCAACAGGAUCGACAUCCAAAAGAGCGUCAAGUUUCGAAUUCGCUUGGCGAAGAGAGGUUGCUAGAGCGGAAGAAGCCCGGUGAGAGCAAAGAGAUCAAGGAACAACCAUCGAUGGUGGCUGAUGACAAGGAGUUGGGCUUAUCUUUGAGCCUGCAAACGUAUUCAGAUCCACACGAAAGAGAAGAUGCAAGCUUUGAGGAGAAAGGUAAGUGCCUGAGAAGCUGUCAACCACUCGAUGCCAAGCUCCAAACUGGCCAAUUGUCCAUGACAACGAGUCAAAGCAUCAACCCAGCAAACAGAAAGACUAGGGUCUCAGUGAGAGCAAGAUGCCAAGGCCCUACCAUGAAUGAUGGAUGCCAAUGGAGAAAAUACGGGCAAAAGGUGGCAAAAGGGAACCCAUGCCCGCGAGCCUAUUAUCGAUGCACCGUGGCACCAGGAUGCCCAGUUCGAAAGCAGGUGCAGCGAUGCCUCGAGGACAUGUCGAUACUUGUCACCACCUACGAAGGGACGCACAACCAUCCUCUACCAGUCGGAGCAACUGCGCUAGCCUCCACAGCAACAGCAGCAUCUAAUUUCACGUUGUUGAACGAGACAAAUUCCUCAUCUUCUAUUUCUAGCCAUCCGCCAUUAUCGUACUUGAGCCCUUUCCUAGCAAGUCCUUCUCCACAUCUACCGACCACGAAUAGCUUCGCCAGCUUCUUCGGUGCAGCAAGCAGCAAUGGCCAUGGACAACAGCAACUUGGUCUCUUGGGACCGAUGUAUCCAUGGGCUGUAUCCUCCUCGAAUCCCGCCAUUGUCAGUGGAAGUUCUUGGCUAUCAAGUAAGGGGGUCUGGAACAGUGAGGACGGGAAGUAUUCAGCAGAAAAAUCUAGUGCUACUGCUGCAGACCCAAAGCUCACCGUCACAGUUGCAGCAGCCAUUAGCGGAGCGACGUUGGCUGGGAAGGACGGGGAGAGCAGCAGCAGAGUUAGCAACCAUUGGGUGCUCGAGUCUGCCUCCCCGCACUAAGCGUAGCAAUAAAGGAAGGUUUAUAACCUUACUGCGGCAUUGAUUCUUGCUUCAUGUCGAGGCUUACAUGAUUGCCUUGUCGUUGUUCACUGCUCGUCAAACUCUUUUUAGUGAUACGAAAGAUACUAACUAGAUUUGGUUGCUCAGUCA
Molecule: messenger RNA, 1615 nt
Organism: Musa acuminata AAA Group (dessert banana)
Lineage: Eukaryota; Viridiplantae; Streptophyta; Magnoliopsida; Zingiberales; Musaceae
Product: probable WRKY transcription factor 9
Exons: 5
Coding region: 116-1465 (449 amino acids)
Biological process (GO): regulation of DNA-templated transcription
Molecular function (GO): DNA-binding transcription factor activity; sequence-specific DNA binding
Source: RefSeq, a predicted model, not a curated record